AUGGCGCCACAUCCGGCCCGCGCCGGAAGUCGCCUGGGCCUGCUGGCGCAAGCCCCGCUUGCCGUAUCGCGCGCGGGGCACGCCGGGAGGGUGGCCGGUUGUCAUGGGAACGGGGCCUGGCCCCUUUGAAAACAGAAAGCCUGGUUCUCUUUCCUGGGGCGGGGAAGCAUGGCGGGGGUCGGCCUGAGCGGCGGUGCUGCUGCUGCCGCCGCCGCCCUCUCCGGGCUGCUGCUCCUUCUCCUCCUCGGCCUGCUCCAGCCGAGCAGCGGGGAUGGCGGCUGGGACCCGGCGGGGUACCUGCUCUAUUGCCCCUGCAUGGGGAGAUUUGGGAACCAGGCAGACCAUUUUCUGGGCACCUUGGCAUUUGCCAAGAUGAUAAAUCGGACAUUAGCUGUGCCCCCCUGGAUUGAGUAUCGGCAUCACAAGCCUCCAUACACAAAUCUGCACGUUCCCUACAAAGAAUAUUUCAAGCUAGCACCUCUCCUGGAAUACCACCGGGUUGUCACCCUGGAAGAAUUCAUGGAGAAGCUGGCCCCUGUCCACUGGCCUCCUGGCAAGAGGGUGGGAUUCUGCUUUGAAGCGGCAGCUCAGAGAAGUGUGGAUAAAAGGACAUGCCCCAUGAAGGACGGAAAUCCCUUUGGGCCCUUUUGGGAUCAGUUUGACGUGGAUUUCGAUAGGUCGGAGCUGUUUGGAGGCAUCUCCUUCGGGGCCUCUUACAAGGACCACUGGAUCCGAAGGUUUCCUUCCUCUGAAUACCCUGUUGUGGCCCUCCCGGGGGCACCAGCCCAGUUUCCAGUUCUGGAGGAGUAUCGGCCUCUGCACCGGUUUAUGGUGUGGUCUGACAAGCUGGUGGACAAAGCAGAGUCCUACAUUAAUUCCUUCCUAGUCAGACCCUACGUGGGAAUACAUUUGCGAGUGGGCUCAGACUGGAAAAAUGCGUGCAAUAUGUUGAAGGAUGGCACAGCUGGGUCUCACUUAAUGGCUUCACCUCAGUGUGUGGGCUAUGACCGGCACACCGCCGUGCCCCUCACCAUGGACAUGUGUCUGCCGGGCCUGAAGGAGAUCCAGCGUGCCCUCAAGCUCUGGGUGAAGGCGGUGGAAGCCAAAGCUGUGUACGUCGCCAGCGAUUCUGAGCCCUACACCCACGAAAUACAGCAGCUCUUCAACGGGAAGGUGAAGGUGGUGUACCUGCAGCCCGAAGUGGCCCAGAUAGAUUUGUACAUCCUCGGCCAGUCUGACCAUUUCAUCGGGAAUUGCGUCUCCUCCUUCACUGCCUUUGUGAAGCGGGAGCGUGACGUGCACGGGAAACCGUCCUCCUUUUUUGGCAUGGAUCACCCGCCCAUGCUGCGGGAUGAGCUGUAG
This is a messenger RNA of Euleptes europaea (tarantolino), 1362 nucleotides long. RefSeq names its product protein O-fucosyltransferase 1 (gene POFUT1). Gene Ontology annotation, cellular component: endoplasmic reticulum. Gene Ontology annotation, biological process: regulation of Notch signaling pathway; protein O-linked glycosylation via fucose; Notch signaling pathway. Gene Ontology annotation, molecular function: peptide-O-fucosyltransferase activity. The record is from RefSeq and is a predicted model, not a curated record. Lineage: Eukaryota; Metazoa; Chordata; Lepidosauria; Squamata; Sphaerodactylidae.